GGCAUGGGGGCCACUUCCUACAUGAUUUCUGCUCAGAGGAGAGAGAGAGCGGUCUUAGUUUGAACAAAAUGGCUGCAAGAACGCUGUCAACGAGAGCUCACUGAACGCAUUAUGACUGUCCACUCCUACGUUUGGAUUUUUCGAGAAUGUAUUUUCUUGGAUUCGUUUUUCAAUUUGCAUUCGUAGUAGCAAGGUCGUCGGUCAGAUGUUGUUGCUAACCUGCUAGCUCCUCAGCUAGCGGCCUAAACACAAAUUAUUUCAUUUUGCACUUUAACCCAAGUUUCCUAGCUAGCUAGCCAUUUUCGUCGACAAUUUACUGAAAUCUGCCUAUUUUCUUUCAUUUGCAAAUUACUCCUUACAACAGUCGAUGACUAAUGCCAACUAGCUAACGUUAACUCCGCUACUUUUUGAGUCGAAUUGUUUCUCUUGCUUUUUCGUUUUGCUGCUUUUUUCGAUAUUUUUUCUAUAUCGUGAUACUUUGACGUUUAGCAUGUUUUUUUCGUUGCGAAAAUUGUACUUUUAGUGCAUCGUUGCGCUGAAAUACAAAUUUCUUACUGUGUGUUUUUCAAGUAUCGAUCUCGGUAUUUUUUGUUAUGAAGCUGCUCAAACAGUUAUCCAGUCAGUAAGCCCCUGCAGCAGGAGAGCUGAACUUGGCUAAUGCUAGCUAGCUGGAGAACUGCGAAGACUGAAUUCCUGAUUUGUCAUUUACGGGUAUUUUUCGGAAAAGGCACAGGAGAAUGCUUUUCUGCAUCAUUCUCUGUCAUGCACCAACUCUGUAUUGAAAGCUGCCAAAGCUCAACGUGUGAUUACGCAAGCUGAGAGAAGCGAACAACACGAGAAGAGAACCAUUUGAUGGAAGAAAAUACAAAUAAAAAGCAAGAAAAGACCAAGAAGGAAGCUGCUCAGAAACAGGCUGCUGACACCAAAACCAAAGUGCCAGAGCCAGCUAAGCCCAGCCCCGGUCCCCUCCACCACCCCGCCACCAGUGUGACCCUACCCCAGGCCUCACACCCUCCCUCCUCCUCCUCCUCCUCCUCAGUCAGAACCAAUGGGAAGCGCGCCCCCCCUAGCACCCAGCAAACACCACAGCAGCUGACCCCACCUCCGCCUUCGUCGUCGGCCUCAGGCCCCCGCUACCCACCCCGUGAGGUGCCCCCGCGUUUCCGCCAGCAGGAGCACAAGCAGCUACUGAAGAGGGGUCAGCCACUGCCAGCCGGAGCCCUGAGUAGCCUCACCGUGACCCCUGCCUCUGACCCCGCUUCUUCCUCCUCCGCAGGCAAGCGCCACACAGACCUGCCCUUCCAGAGUGGUCCUGGUGCCCAGUAUGAGAAUCCCCACUGGGGAGCCUUACCACCAGCCACCGACCGCAGCAGCAGCACCACCGGUAGUAGCUGGGAUCAAGUGAUCAUCGACGGGAGCGACACCGAGGCCUGGCCCUCCAUCAGUCGCAGCAGCGUCAGCCGACCAGCGAAUCCUCCAGAAUGUGCCACAGCCGCUGACUGUACGAACCCAGAGACCAGCAGCAACAUGAGCAUGGCCGCAGGGGCUACUAGCCAGCAGGCCCACUACCCCUCCUCUCUCAAAGCUAACGUUGCUAACGUAGCUAGCAUGAUGCAGCCUGGCGGUGGCCAGGGAGUUGGAGCCAUCGGCAGCAGGGGCUGGGGUUCUGGACCAGGCCCCAUCACCAUGGGCCCCACUGAGGGAGCCAAAUCUGACGGCCUAGGGCCCAACAUGGGUCGGAGUGGAGGAGCACCCAGCUGGAACUCCCAGCCCAGCUUUAGCCUGAACCUGAACCCCAACGCCAACCCCUCGGCCUGGCCCGUGCUGGGGCAAGAGGGGGCUGGAGGUGGCCCGAACCCCGCCUCACUACCACCCAACGGUAGCCUGGGCAACGGGAGCCUGGGAGGGGACGAGAACAGCAGCAGCACCUGGGGAGGCAUGAUGAGCCCUGACGCCCCAAGCAGCAUGGAACACCCCAACCUUAACACUGACGGACAAAACAGCCACCACACUAAGCAGCCCCUCAGCCCCAUCCACGGGCUGCCUGGCUGGGGAGGCCAGUCCCCUACUGAGUCCUCCCAGCUCAACGGAGACGCAGGGAGCUCUGUCUGGGGCAACGGAGACACCAAGACAUCCGCUGACUCCUCCUCCAAGAACUCAGGCUGGGACUCAGCACCCUCCGGAGGCAUGUCCGGCUGGGGCCACUCUGGCAGCGGAGGAGGCGGGAGUGGCAGUGGAGAAGGAGGCUGGGGAGGAGACUGGGGGAAGCACUCCAGUGGUGGAGGAGAGGUCAAAGGAGGCUGGGAUUCCUCAGAUGGCCCAGCCCAGGACCAGCAGGUGAGCUCCUGGGGCCAGCCAACCCCGGCCCCGGCUAGUGAGGGUAGCGGGAGCGGUGGCAGCGAGGGGCGCUCCCAUCGCAGGGAGAGGACUGGCAGCGAGGACGGAGGCCCCCCUCCCCUGCCUCGGCAGGACCUGGACCGUGUGCUCUGCAACACAGGCUGGGGCCAGACGCCUGUCCGCCAGCACACCUCCUGGGAGAUGGAGGAGCAGCGUGCCGCCAACGAGAGGAAGACCAGCGAGAUGAGGGGAGGCGGUGGAGGGGACACUUGGAGGGGCUCCAACAGCCCCUCUUCCGGAUCCCCACCGGACCCCCGGAACGGGGGAGCCAACCCCAACCUGGGACCAUCUCAGAGGCCAGGCUCAGGGGGCUCCGGACGCAAGAGCGAGGGCCCCUCAGGCUGGGGAGGCCCUCAACCCUCAGGCUGGGGGGAGCAGCCUGUCAACAAGGCCCCCAACGGUUCCGUCAGUGGCUGGGGGGACCCCAUGGCCCAAGGCCCCAACACCACAAACAAUGGUCCAAAGAGUGGAGGUCAAUCCUGGGGUGUCCCUGAGAAGUCCUCCCCUACCUGGGACGACGGGCCAGCCAAGACCCAGCAGAACCAGAGUUGGGGAGAGGGGCCCAAGUCGUCCUCCCAUGGCUGGGGCUCUGGCCAUGGAAGUGGCAGCAAUGGCUCCAAUGGAUCCAACGGCUCCAACGGUGGAGAGUGGAGAGAACCGGCCGAGGUGAAGAAGAAUGGGUCCUCCAGCCACAUGUGGGAAGGAGAAGGAGGAAAUGGACGAGGAGAAGGAGGAAAUGGACGAGGAGAAGGAGGAAAUGGACGAGGAGGAGGAGGGUGGAAGGACAGCCCCAGAGGGGGUGGAGGAAAUGGGAGUGGCUGGGGGUCGAAGCCUGCCCCUGCUGUUGGAGUUGGUGGCUGGGGGGAGACCCAGACCCAGCACCCCAACGGCCCAGCACCAGGAUGGGGCUCCAAGCCCCAGGAAAGCCCCAACGGCCCAGCACCAGGAUGGGGCUCCAAGCCCCAGGAAAGCCCCAACGGCCCAGCACCAGGAUGGGGCUCCAAGCCCCAGGAAGGCCCCAACGGCCCAGCACCAGGAUGGGGCUCCAAGCCCCAGGAAGGCCCCAACGGCCCAGCACCAGGAUGGGGCUCCAAGCCCCAGGAAGGCCCCAACGGCCCAGCACCAGGAUGGGGCUCCAAGCCCCAGGAAGGCCCCAACGGCCCAGCACCAGGAUGGGGCUCCAAGCCCCAGGAAGGCCCCAACGGCACAGCACCAGGAUGGGGCUCCAAGCCCCAGGAAGGCCCCAACGGCCCAGCACCAGGAUGGGGCUCCAAGCCCCAGGAAGGCCCCAACGGCACAGCACCAGGAUGGGGCUCCAAGCCCCAGGAAGGCCCCAACGGCACAGCACCAGGAUGGGGCUCCAAGCCCCAGGAAGGCCCCAACGGCACAGCACCAGGAUGGGGCUCCAAGCCCCAGGAAAGCCCCAACGGUCCUUCGCCAGGAUGGGGCUCCAAGCCUCAAGAAAGCCCCAACUGCAAUAGUGGAGGAGGUGGACCAGGAGGAAGCAGCAUGGGGUCCUGGGGCGGCCCUGCAUCUGUAAGGCAGAGUUCCAACCCCGGCUGGGGCCCGGGGAGCUCCGGAGCCAAACCCGACCCAGCGAUGGAGCCCACCGGCUGGGAGGAACCCUCUCCUCCCUCCAUCCGCCGCAAGAUGGAGAUCGAUGACGGCACAUCCACCUGGGGAGACCCCAGCGCCUACAACAAGACUGUGAAUAUGUGGGACCGCAACAACCCCACUGGAGGUAACGGUAACCAAGGCAACAACCCCACCCAGCCGCCAACCAGCAAGAGUAGCGGAGGCUUGACCGUCAACAACAGCCACAACAACCAUUCCUCCGUCCCACCUAGCAACAACAAUCACCACCACAUGAACCACCACCACCUGCACCACGGACAGCCCCCGCCACACAGCCAGCACCACGGCAACAACAAUGGAUCCGCCAACACCGCCGCCCCGCACCAGGGCGGAGGACCCCAGGGCAGACCACCUAUGGCCAACCCAGGCUGGGGGGAGCUGCCUAGUGUCCAGCAGCCCAAGCCAGAGCCAGCGUGGGGGGAGCCCGCUGGCCCCUCUCCUGCAGUGGACAACGGCACCUCUGCCUGGGGCAAACCCCCUGGUGUUCCUGGAGGCUGGGGCGAUGGGGGGCACGAGCCCAAUGGACCCUACAGGAGGGGAAACAACGGACCCUCUGGACCUGCACCCUGCAAGCCAGCCCUCAAAUCUAUGCAAGACGGUUGGGGAGGCGGGAGGGAGGAGGAGAUGGGCAUGUCUUCUGGCCAAUGGGAUGCUGACGCUGGAGAAAUGUGGAACAGCCCCGCCUCCCAGGAGAGCAGCUCCUCCUGUAACUCGUGGGGCCAGCCACCCAAGAAGGGCCCGCCCAAGGGCAAGAUGGGCAACCAGCCAGACGAAGCCUGGAUCAUGAACCGUCUCAUCAAGCAGCUCACUGACAUGGGCUUCCCGAGGGAUCCUGCUGAGGAGGCUCUGAAGAGCAACAACAUGAACCUGGACCAGGCCAUGAGCGCUUUGUUGGAGAAGAAGACUGAACUGGACAAGCAUGGCAUGGGCAUGUCAGACUACAACAACGGGAUGAACAAGCCGUUGGGUUGCCGUCCCCAGGCCCUCUCCAAAGACCCCUCCUCGGACCGCAGCCCAUUCCUAGACAAGGACGGUGGUCUGUCAGAUGACGCCUCCCCCUCACCGUUUCUGCCUUCUCCCAUCAGCCUGAAGCUCCCCCUGGUUAACAACCUGCAGCCUGGGCUGGCCCUGGGCUCCCCGGGGCUCAACAUGCAAAACUUAAACAACAGACAGAUGCAGAGUGGAAUGUUGGGCAGUAGUGGAGCAGCACUAUCCCGGGCCAUGCAGCAGCCUCCUCAGCCGCCAGUGCCGCCUCUCGGCUCCUCCCAGCCUAGUCUACGCGCUCAAGUGCCUCAGUUUCUCACCCCUCAGGUUCAAGCACAGCUCUUGCAGUUUGCUGCAAAAAACAUUGGUCUGAACCCUGCACUUUUAACCUCACCAAUAAACCCUCAACAAAUGACCCUGUUGUACCAACUUCAGCAACUGCAAAUGGCGUACCAGCGUUUACAAAUCCAGCAGCAGAUGAUGCAAGCUCAGCGCAACGUCUCCGGUCCCAUCAGACAACAAGAGCAGCAAGUUGCACGUACAAUCAAUAACAUGCAGCAGCAGAUCCAACAGCACCAGCGUCAGCUGUACCAGGCCCUGCUGAUGAAGCAGCAGCCCCCCGGCUCUCACUCCUCCUCCGGCCUGCACCCCGGCCAAGGCAAAUCAGCCCUGGACUCGUUCCCAGGCCACCCCCAGGCUCCGGGCCUCUCCGACCUGCACACCAAAGAGCCGCAUUCUUCUCCCAAUUCCUACAGCCCCUACCCCCUCUCUGGACUCAAUCCAAACAUGAAUGUAAACUGCAUGGAGGUGGGGGGCCUGUCCAUGAAGGAGCCUCCCCAGCCCCAGUCCCGUCUGUCCCAGUGGACCCACCCCAACUCCAUGGACAGCCUCUCUGGAAACUCCUCCCACAUGGAGGCCAACCUCAAUAAGCACGGUGCCAUUUCUGCUGCUUCUAAUCUGGGCCCCCCUGGAAAGCCCCCCCACAUGGAUGACUCCUACAGCCCCUACAGUAUGAUGGGUGGGUCUGAGUCCCCCACCUCCCCCCUGGUUCCCCCUGACAGCUGGGGCCAGGGACCGGGAAAGAGCCCCAAGGACCAGAUCACCAACGGAACAAAUAUCAACUGGCCCCCAGAGUUCUGUCCAGGCGUGCCCUGGAAGGGCCUGCAGAACAUUGACCCUGAGAAUGACCCCAACAUGACCCCAGGAAGUGUUCCCAGCGGCCCCACCAUCAACACCAACAUCCAGGACGUCAACCGCUACCUGCUCCGGGACCGCAGCGGAGGUAAACUAUCUGACAUGAAGUCCACCUGGUCCCCGGGGCCCAUCUCCCACCCCUCCCAGGCCUCUCUGUCCCACGAGCUGUGGAAGGUCCCCCAGGGGCCCCGCAACAACACAGCCCCCUCCAGGCCACCUCCGGGCCUAACCAACCCCGCCAAGCCCUCUUCCACCUGGGGAGGAAACUCCCUGGGCCUGGCCCAAGGCUGGAGCAGCUCAUACACCUCAGAGGGCACAACCUGGAGCACAGACAGCUCCAACAGGACCAGUAGCUGGCUGGUACUGAGGAACCUCACCCCCCAGAUAGACGGCUCCACCCUGCGGACGCUGUGCAUGCAGCACGGCCCCCUCAUCACAUUCCACCUCUUCCUGACCCAGGGAAACGCUGUGGUUCGAUACAGCUCCAAGGAGGAGGCUGCCAAGGCACAGAAGUCCCUGCACAUGUGUGUGCUGGGGAACACCACCAUCCUGGCAGAGUUCGCCGGGGAGGAGGAGGUGAACCGCUACUUUGCACAAGGCCAGCAGCAGCUCCCGCCCACCACCAGCUGGCAGCCCAACCCCGGCACCAAUCAGACGCGCAUGGGCGGAGGCUCGCAGCAGCACGCCAUUGGCCAUCACUGGAGCAGCGGCGGCAGUGGCGGCCUGGGGGGAGGAGCCAAGACCGGCGGAGGCGGAGACCUGCUGUGGGGGGGCGUGCCCCAGUACUCCAGCCUGUGGGGGCCCCCUAGUGGCGAUGAUAGUCGCGGCGUCAUCGGGAGCCCCAACCCCAUCAACACGCUGUUGCCAGGCGACCUGCUGAGUGGAGAGUCCAUGUAGGACAACACACUAACAAACCAACCAUGAGGAUGGAUGUUUCAACGCUGGAACAGACAGUGGAAAAAUAAUAAUAAAUACACAAAAAAAAUGACAAUGAACAGGAACAAAACCAAGCAAAUCAUGUGGCGAUAAUCAGUAUCAACGGAACUGUGAAUCGUGUACCGGAAGGCUGGGGGCGACGACACAAGAGUGCUGACCCCUACGCCCUUCGGUUUUUACGUUGUUUUUUUUUUUCUCUUCUUUUAAGUUGACUUUUUAAAAGGGUAUUUUGUUUUUAGUAUUUGAUAAAUGUUGGAAGCAAACAGAAAUUAAAUGCCGAAAAGACUCAAUGAAGAGAGAACCAUUAAGUGUUUUUAAGUUUUCCAUGAAUAUCGCACAUUCUGUGUGAAGUGUUUUUUAGGAGAAGCAAUCGAAGAAGCUGCCAUUUUGAAUCUUUCCUUUGCCCACGAAACUCCAAAUUGAUUACAGAAAUACCAUUCCCAGCAUGCCCGUGGCCAAUGAUGUGGCUCAAAGACCUUUUACUUAUGUUAUUGUUUUGUUUCCAAGCACUAAUAUUAGCCUUAAGUGCUCUACUGCAGCCCAGGUCCUCCUUCAAUCUCAAGCCUUUUUCAUUGUUUUGAAACUGAAGAAAAAUAGUGUGAGUUUGAAAGCUUGCACAGUUCCCAUCUCUGAGCCAGUGAAUGGAACAGAACAAGUGUGAUCAACCAAGGUCAUAUUCACUAGGAACGAAACGGAAGCAAGCGGACUGAAACUGAGGGACUACCUGAACUUUGUCCAAUAAGAAAUGCUUGUUUUCACAUGCUGUUGCAAAACGUUUUGCCACGUGUGCACCUAAUGAAUAUGACCCCCAAGUCACUCGGCAGUAUGAGGCCUGUCAACACUGACCCAACCAAUCAUCAGUUAAAACCUUUUUCCGUUUUUUGGUCUUUCAUUUGUUCUUAAAGGGAUUUACACUGCUGUUUUUGUUCUUUUUGUAUAUCAGGCGCAUUUUUAUAUCUAGCGCAACAUAAGCUGAGAGAUUAUUACACAUCGACCGACCUAGCUGCGUCUGUUUUAUGUGUGUUCUUGAGUAUAUGUCUGAUGGAACCUAAUCAUUCACGUCUGGGAGUUCAGAUUACCACUGCUCAGAAGAACUACGACUUCAGCUAUACUCACCUAACGGGACUUACAGGUGCUUCUUGUCAAUUGUUAACAUUUAGUCGGUUCCGUUGUUGACCCUCUCGUCCCCAUUAUGGUCCACCAGUUUCUGGAAACGACGACAAAAAAAACCCGCUUCAACUUGAUGUGACAGUUACAUUGUGCAAUAUAUACGCCACAGACCCUUCUUCCGUCCACGCUCAAGUCGAAAUAGGAACUGGUUACUUUACAUUUUUCGUUCUUGAUUUUUGUUGUCAUUGAUCAAAGCAAAGAACUUAAGAACUCCAGAAACUUUACCUUUUCUAAUUUUUGAUUCCCACCAGGCCACCCCCUUGACCCCCCCCCAUGAAAAACAGUUGCGUUAACUCUUGCCGGAGAGGAGGAGCGAGGAUGGUGUUACUAUUAUAACUGUGUGUUCAGAAACUGUCUCUGCAGCCCUGAAACUCCUCAUACGUACACAUUGAACUGGGGUACAUGAGAAGGCACCAUCAGAAAGCCCUUCCUCUCCACGUUGCCACAGCCACACCGAACAGACUGAAUCCAGAUGGGGGAGUCACUGGAGGGGCACUGGAGAUCUGGCACAAUACCAAAUAAGAGGGGUUUAUCCUAAUGCAGUAGAUCUACUACGAGUGUUCCUUGUAUUUGGUACUGUACUCAAAUGUAAAAGAUAGACUAGGUAACCUUUUGUCUAUUUCAAAGGGUUUUAUCAUAGCACUUAUGAAGAGAGCUAAACGCUUCAACUUGCAAACCAAUAAAUCAGAAAAAUGGAGCAGCAACUUUGAAAACUGAAAAAAAGACAAAAUAACUCUUGCUCUUUUUUUGUACUGUAUCUAUACUUGGAAAUAACCUCUGGCAUUUGUUUGUUCCUCUUUGGUCCAAGGACUUGUAUGAACUUUGAAAUGGUAGCAGGAUGAAGAAGGAAAAAAAGGAAGUCUACUUUUAUCUGACAAAAAAAAAAGUCUGCGGUGUUUUUUUUUUUCUAAAGACAUUUUCUUUUAACUAUAUCAAAAUGAAUAUCACUGUUACUCCAAAAUGUUUAGCCUUUUUCUUGUCUGGAGACGCUAGACAUGCAAUGUUACCUGUCUCCGGCCAACGGUCUGUCGGAGUGGGGAGGGGACGGUCACGGUCCACUGAGUGCCUCUCUGCUGUGGUGCCCAUGGCGAUGGUCGCUAGGCAAGGCUACCCCCACAGCAGCAUUUCCUCCUGGGCUGGCACCAAGCUCUCCCAUUGGACACCCUCAGCCCGGCAGGAAACCAUGCUCCCUCCAAGACUGGCCAAUCAGCACGGAGCUAGCUAGCUAACGACUGCGCCAGCAGCACUCGACCUCGUCUCAACCAACCCUCUCCAUUUCCCCUAAUCUUCUUUCACACAAAGAUCACUUUAGCUGGAAGUCAAGAGACAGUCAAAUUUCUGGAAUUUUGCCAGUGUUUGAUGAAUUUUAUUUAGUUUUUGUUUGACGUUAUGUAUUUCUUCAUUUGUUAUUUUUGUCUACAUGCAGUGGUCUUUUCAAGAUGGCUGCUUGAAACUAGCCCUUUUCACUGUUCAUAUGCAGAAACACUUUGGUCAGAGGUGCCUCUGUAUGUACAUCCUGUGUAUUGAAUGCAAACGAGGAUCAAUACUACAGCCCGUCAUUGAUUGUCUAUUAUUAGUUAGUAUCUUAACUGAUUGAUUGAUCAUUGCUUUGUUUUGGACAGUAUUCUGUAGUACUUCCAGGUAGUAUCUCAAGACGUGUAAGUUAGACCAAUAGGGUGUCUCAGAUGGGUGAGUGUGUCCUGCCUGACCCUAGCUGCUCCACCUGGGUUCCACCAGGGCUGUCCCCUCUCGCCCCCUCACACAGCUGCUACGCUACACCCUCCAGUCCCCUCCAAAGCAACCAACCUAGACCACGGCCAUCCCCUUGACCAGACAAAAACAGCGACUCAGUUCUGUUUCUAUGCAAAAGACUAGAGGCUGCGGGCCCUUUACAGCCAACGUGCUAAUCCUGCCUUAAGGGUUGAGCACCGACUCACAGAGCUAGAGCCAACAACCUCCUGCUGUAUGUACCCUUCAGCACUUAGAAUAUGUCUGCUCCUGGUCCUUAUAGCUGGGUUUAAACCACAACACUGUCGUAUUCUGAACUUCCACCCUCCCUCUAUGGGGAGUUAGUACCACUGGAGUGGAGGUAUAGUAGGUCUCUCUUUACUGUGCUGAAGACUGAUCUCCUGUCAGCUUGAUCUCAGGGUAGGAGACGACGUUAAAAGAUGCAGCUCUCUCUGUAUGUAUGUCCUUUUGCUGUAGUGUAAGAGAGCCAAGUUCUACACUAACUAAUGGCAAGCUGUGCAGUAGUACUAUAGACUUGUUUUGGCUGGAGAAUUGUUUUUGGGAACGGGAUAGUAAUGAAUUCCCUUCCCAACUAUAGGCCUACUGUAAUGUUACAAUGUAGAGGCCCAUUCUGCAUGUAAGAUGCCAAUGUUAUCCAAUGUGCCAAUACAAUAAAAUAUAUAGAUCUCGUAAACUAGCCCAUGUUAUACGAUCUGGAGAAAGAGCUCUUCUCUUCCCAGGAUGGAGGAUCUUUGAUAACCUUUGUGAUUGAGGCAGGGGGGCAGGAGGGAUCAAACAGAUGGGUGGGGGCAACACACCUCAUCCUGAACUACUGAGAUAAUAUGGCCAGGUCUCAAAUGGCACCCUGUUCACUAUGUAGUGCAUUAUAUAGGGACAUAGGGUGCCAUUUGUGGGGAAUGCCCCGUUGUUGAGGAUAAAAUCUUUACUGAGUUUGGGGGAUCCAAGUAUCCUACGGUGCAGUCAGUUUGAUGUUGGGUAAUCCUGGGUACAUAUUUUUUUAAACCAAAAAUGAAAUUCUUGCAUUUUAACGUCAUUUUAAUAUGAAGUUUGACACAAAAUCUAAAAAUAAAAAAAAAUAAAAACGGACUAAAAUAAAUAAAAGAUCUAUAAUAUGUUAACUAAAGCUCUGCACUUCUAGCUGAAAUGUCUCCAUCCAGCAACCUCUAACUUCUACCAUCCAGGGAGUCAGAAUGCAGGCUGGGGAGCCUUUCUGUGGAUGCUGUAUUUAUCCUAUUUGUUAGUGUUUCCGCUCAAAGCGGACCCACAACUGUAUAUUUCCACAGACCCAGAUGGCUUCGGGCCCACUGUAUCAGCCCAGGUCGCUCGCCUCACUGUGUCUGCGGUGGGCAACGAGAGGGAGCACAUUUCAAAAGGUACAAAGUCUUUAAAAAAAAAACUAAAAUGGGAUAAGGCUACCUUUUUGGGACUCUGUUCGGCGUCCUGCAGCACACUAGCAAAAAUCACUAUUGCCUGUUUCUGUAACUGCCUUGAUCCAAGCUCAGAGAGACCAAUUAGCCAGGUGGGGGCCUCCAAACGUCCGCUCGGUGUGUGAGCACCAGCACUGAGGGGCACGCCGUGCUCGCUACUGCUUAAACUAUAGAUAUAUACGGAUAUGUACGUACGGUGUGUGGUAGGUAGCACAUCAACAGACACCUUGGAUCUCAAUCUCUGAAACCUUUUUAUUCCUUUUAAAAGGUCUGGGUUCAAUACAAACUGAAGAUGAGCAAUAUGUAUUCCCCCCCGCAAAUAAGUGAUACGAAGGAAAUGGAAUGGGGUUAGGGGUUAAACUGGUACUUGAUGGAUCAUGAGUAAUGUCUUUCCUACCUGGAGUUGGAUAUGCAUGUUCUGGAUUUAUGAACAUAUUACAGUAAGUACCUUGAACUACUUGUACUGUAUGUGAAUUUGUCUAAACAACCCAACCUGAAAUCACCUGUUUUUUUUUAAUGCAUACUUUCCCAGUAGAGAAAAAUAUCAUUAAACAUAUCAACACAAAAAUAUAAACACAAAUACUUGAAUCAAGGAGCGCCAAUAACGUAAUGUGAAGUCUUUUGUAAAAAAAUUAAAAAAGGAAAAAAAACAAACAUUUUGACUAGUACAUUUCCAAGCUUUUUGAGGUCAUCAAUUUAAAAAUAUAUAAAAAAUAAAGAUUGGAGAAAAAAAGUGCAAAAAUCAUUUGGUUGUGUGCUUGAAAGUCAAAUGUAUGUGUGCAAACAACUGUGUGCUUGGCAGGCUUAGGACUGCUGUCAUGUUCCAUUCAGUAUGUUGUGUAUUGACAUUGUUGUCUGUUCUUUUAUUCAGUUUAUUUUUUGCUUGUCAAAACUAUAUUCUGAUAGACAUUGUUAUCUUCUAACAUUGCACUGAGUGUCUUCUACCCCUCACUCAGCUAAUCGUAGACAAACGAGGGGAGAGGGUGACAAUUCAUGUGUAAAUGUUUACUCAAGGACUUAAUGGAAAAAAAGUUUUUGUUUUAUCUGUAUACUGUUUAUCUACCUUUAGUGGCUUUUAUUGUGGAAUAAUCCAAAAUAAGGAUUAUCAUUGAGUAUUGCACCAUUUUGUUCUGAUUACAUACAAAUGUAAUGAAAAAAAAGAUCUAAGAAUUGUGGCCAUAGAUAGUAGGACUAGUAAUCCCUAUGUUCACUUCAUGGAGAAAUGGAAAGGGAUAAUGUGGGGAGAUGAGUUUGUUACAGGACUCAUUUCAGAGGUGCCUAUCUUUUUUUCUUUUUUUUUGCAUAGCCACCCGUCGUUUACAAACAUUUCAUUUGUCUGAAGUUGAGGAAAAAGGAAUUUAUAAGAAAUGUUGAAAAAGACAAAUUCCAUCUUCCAUCAAAAAAAAUAUGAACAUAAAACAAACUUUGCAAAAUGAAGAUUUAUGCUACUUUCAGAACUCUGGGAUUGAUCAGUUGUCGUAUUUCAAUUUUUAAUUUCUCUUUUUGAUGUCGACAGACUGUAUGUAUUGAUUGAUUUAUUUGAAUUUUGUCUUGUAAAAAGACAACGCAAUUUGCUCACUAUCUUGCACACUCGUAAAGAUGUGGAUCUUGUCUCGGGAAGGCCAGGAUUUCCAGAGUUCAAACUCCACAAUUUGUAUUUAAAUUUGAGAGUUUUAAAUUACAAUAACUUUUGAGAAAUUUAACUCCAGGCACUGAAAGUUAGGGAUUUAAAUAGAAUAUGAUAUACCAUUGCUUCUAAAAAUCCAUAGCGGUUACAUAAUUUACCAAAUAAAUGACUGAAAAUGAACUUUGAGAGAGAAAAAGUGGAGUGCUUUACAUGUAAAAUCGCUUUACAUUUAAACAAAAUUGAUCAAUGGUUUUAAUUGUCUAAAGUUUUACUUAUGCAUUUUCUUUGGAGGUUCCAUCCUGUAACGUUCAGGAGCCUUGUGCAUUACUGUCUCUGUUCCUGUGGCAGGUAUUCAAUGAGUUAAGAGAUUCUGUCUAAUAGAUGGUUUUCAGGAGACAGAUUUGAAGUGGGGGGGGGAUAGCUGGUUUUUAAAGGAUCAUGAUCUAUGCACAAGUGGGAGGGAGAGUCCAGGCCUGCUUUUCUCUUGGGGCCCGGGACUCGUACACUGGGGUUCAGGGUUUGAUGUAGGGGUGUGUCUUUGUGCUACAAAUUUGCUAUGUUUAGAUUUUCUCCCCCCAUCAGAUUUAUGGCAGAACUUUGUAUUGCUUCGCCAUGCUGUGUAAUCCUUAAGAAAUGAGCGCUUAUCCUUCUGCUAAAGCACUGUGGGUUAUACUGAGAAAAAGCCCAUGACUUUUAAGGCAGUCUGGUUUUUGUAAGUGGGGGAGGAAGUGGUACUUUCUUUUUAUUUUAAAAAACAUUACGGAGUAGUGUCUGUACUGAGAAAGUUGUGGCUUUUAAUGUUUUUUUUUUUUCUCCUCAUAGAAUGUGAUUGUUAAUGACAUGCACCGGAAAAAACAUGUUUCCAUGUGUUAUGGAGCUUCUUUCGGACUAUAUUAAUAAAUUGACUUUUCUUGGCUGUUAAAAA
Messenger RNA from Salmo salar (Atlantic salmon), 14044 nucleotides. Its product is annotated as trinucleotide repeat-containing gene 6C protein. The record is from RefSeq and is a predicted model, not a curated record. Gene Ontology annotation, cellular component: nucleoplasm; P-body. Gene Ontology annotation, biological process: positive regulation of nuclear-transcribed mRNA poly(A) tail shortening; miRNA-mediated post-transcriptional gene silencing. Gene Ontology annotation, molecular function: RNA binding; protein binding. NCBI's taxonomy places the organism in Eukaryota, Metazoa, Chordata, Actinopteri, Salmoniformes, Salmonidae.